This is a messenger RNA of Liolophura sinensis, 1817 nucleotides long. RefSeq names its product carboxypeptidase N subunit 2-like. NCBI's taxonomy places the organism in Eukaryota, Metazoa, Mollusca, Polyplacophora, Chitonida, Chitonidae. The transcript has 2 exons. The coding region runs from base 155 to 1807 and encodes 550 amino acids. The record is from RefSeq and is a predicted model, not a curated record. Gene Ontology annotation, molecular function: protein binding. Gene Ontology annotation, cellular component: plasma membrane.
GAAUAUGCAGUCUUUCUUUCAACAUGUGCCUUAGCAGCAGCGUGACGAUUUCUCAGCAAAGCACAAUCUUACCUGAGGCGAAGAAGCGGUAACCUUUGAUCUCUGAACAGCUAGUUUGAUUGCAGAGUUGUAUACAUUAUCCUGUGACAGCAUCAUGCAGAAGACACGGAAUCUGUACCACGUGACAUUCACCAGGAAGCUGGUACUAGCUCUCGUCCUGACGUUCUCCACAUGCGAUACGUCAGAUGCCUAUUGUCCAGUAGGGUGCAAGUGCUUGAGAGAGAAACUGGACUGCGCUAACCUAAGUUUUACUACAUUUCCAUCCAACAUCACUGACCCGGAAAACUUCACAACCAUUAUACUCUCUGGAAAUAACUUGACUGAGGUGCUCACCGAGAAUUUUCAAUUCUUCAAAAACGUAGAAACGCUCGAUCUCUCGAACAAUGCUAUUGGCUCGGUACAAGAUGGUUCUUUCAGGUCACUAGUUAAUUUGCGACUGUUAGAUUUAAGCAACAACCGCUUGACAUCACUUCCAGAAAAGAGUUUCGCUGGUUUGGCAAAUCUAACGGGGAUAAAUCUGAACCACAAUGCUCUAACAGAACUCAAGAAGUCUAUAAACAGCGCACCUGCCCUAAAGAGGCUUCAACUAGCGCAUAACGUCAUCGGUGACGUCACUGAAGAUGUCUUUGACGAAAGUAACGUUAUAGAAGAAAUUGACUUGAGCGAGAAUAGUUUAAACGACAUCCCUUCCAAAGCUCUUGUAAAACUUCCGAAUCUCAGAACUUUAGUGCUGUCCAGUAACAAUUUAAAAGUGAUUGAAGACUGUCAGAUUGGUCUGUUAAGAGCCUUGAAAAAUCUCAAACUCAGACACAACCAUAUUGAAUGGAUAGGCAACCACGCCUUUUCCACACAGUGUGUUAACAAUGGGGGAAAACUCUUGUUUAACUCCUCCACUGUUGGUCACUCCUCACUCCUGCAAGCGUUGGAUCUUUCUUAUAACCGCCUGGCAAACAUUUCUUCGAAAUAUCUAUCCCCGUUGGAAAUGUUGGAAACUCUAAAUUUGAACGCAAAUAAAUUUACUACGAUCAAGAAGGGCACUUUUCAAAACUUAUCAUCAAUUGUGUCAAUCUCCCUCAGUUUCAUGCCUGAGCUGAAAACACUUGAGAAUGGUUCAUUUGACACUCUCCCUUCCUUGGACUCUCUGUACAUUCAUGACUGUCCUAGCCUGGCGGUUCUGGAACCUAGCGUCUUUAACAGUAUUCCCAACUUAAAGGUUCUGAAAAUAAGCAGGAAUGGAAUGCGGACAAUCUCGCGAGAUUUAAUAACGUGGAACAAAGACCUGUACAUUGAUGCAACAGGCAACCCUUUUAGCUGUGACUGCAACCUCCAGUGGAUACCGGAAGUCUUGGAGGACCAGGCAACUAAUAACAUGACCAGACAAAAUCUCGAGAAAUUAACAUGUACUUCCCCAAAACAUUUUGAAGGCAAGCUGAUAGUUGCCAUAGAAACCAAUUAUUUGCGCUGCAGCCCGGAGAGGAAAACCAAUCACGCCCGACUGAAGACGGCCGCCAUAGCCGCGUCUGUCGUCAUUGUGAUCGGAAUCCUCAUCUUAGUCUUCGUGAAAUUCCGGAACCGAAUUUGUAUCUUCGUGAAACGUCAAUUCCGGUACAAAGCGCACCGAGACAACCGAGAGCUGUUUUCCGUGAAGCUUUCGGAAAUCAUCGGGGAGAAUGACGCCGAUCCUUACUACGAGGAUCCGAACAUGGAUUUACGUCUCCGAAGUCUCGUAGACACGGAAGUAAAGUGAAAUAAGACAU